AUGGACGACAACAGUCGCCGCAGAAGGCAAAAUGAACCGCCGUACCAAGGCUCGGAUCCGAGAUUCAAUGCAGACCAUAGCCAGGGGCGCGGAUUCGCGCCUUCCUCCUCCUCAGAGAGAUUCCGGCCUGCGCCACUAAAUACUUCGCCUUCCGCGGCUCGAGGGGCAGGAGGGGCGGCAUACUCGGGUUACUAUCAAGAGCCAGCUUCAUCAUUCCCUACUGCACUACCAUCAAACACCCUCCAGUACCAGCCUAGCUACCCCCAAGAUCAGAGGCAGCACCAACAGAACUUUGCCGGUUUUGCUACGGAUAUCAUGUUUGCGCAGACACCCCAGAACAAUGUGUACGACUCGACUUCUCAGUUCCAGGCGCGACAGCCCGCCGGAAUGCAGAUACUCUCUGACGUUGCGACACCAUACUUUGCGGGCGAGUCGAGCAGCGCGCCCGCUCCUCCACCCCUGCAGCACCACCCCUCGUCGAAUUCUUCCGCUGUGUAUCAACAGCAUCAGCAGAGCCCCGCUGAUCGGACGGCGCCACUUAUCCCGUCCGGCUACUCCAACAAUAUCGGCUUGGGCGGCAUGGCUCAGAAUGCGAGCGAGAUCAUGGAAGAGGACGACUUUCAAGCACAAGGUCCUGGGAUGGAAGCUGCCUACACCGCGUAUCAAACGGCCUUGAAGGAAAUAUUCCAAAAUAUCAUCAACGGGGACCUUGUCGGGGCAAGUCAAUCCCUUCUUGAUGUAUCGGAAUGGCUUUUGGGACACGUUGGGGAUCUGGACGAAAGUUCGCUUCACCCCGACCGGAUCCGCCUCUGGGGCGAGUUCAAUAACGCAUGGCUCGGCAUCUUUCAGAAGCAGAAGGAUAUGCUUGAAGCCGGCCAACAGUUGCAGCGUGGCCAGAGCUUGAUGACACAAGAUUUCAUCUCGAAGAUGGCGAAGGAUUUGAUCAGGAUGUGCGACGCGAUCGAGAAGCAUGGCCUCGUCGACUACCAAUACGGUGUGGCGGAGGAGCAAAUCAUCGACAUUCUCAGUGACUGUCUUGACCUACAAGUGUCGAUAGAAGGCGCCGGGGGAAAUCCGGGUCGAGCUCCGUCUUAA
Molecule: messenger RNA, 1095 nt
Organism: Drepanopeziza brunnea f. sp. 'multigermtubi' MB_m1
Lineage: Eukaryota; Fungi; Ascomycota; Leotiomycetes; Helotiales; Drepanopezizaceae
Source: RefSeq, a predicted model, not a curated record